Messenger RNA from Nymphalis io (European peacock), 2557 nucleotides. RefSeq names its product putative aminopeptidase W07G4.4 (gene Dip-B). The coding region runs from base 32 to 1564 and encodes 510 amino acids. Gene Ontology annotation, molecular function: metalloaminopeptidase activity; manganese ion binding. Gene Ontology annotation, cellular component: cytoplasm. The record is from RefSeq and is a predicted model, not a curated record. Gene Ontology annotation, biological process: proteolysis. NCBI's taxonomy places the organism in Eukaryota, Metazoa, Arthropoda, Insecta, Lepidoptera, Nymphalidae. The transcript has a single exon.
UCACCAGUUUCGUGAUAACAUUUGUUUAGACAUGACGUCCCAGGAUUUUAAACUGUACGAAAAUAUAUUUAUUGAGACAAAUCUCCAAUCAACCGAUUAUGAUGGGGUUAUAGUCAUUAUAUACCCCCAAGAAAUGAACAUUGGGCUACCGAGACACAUAUGCAGUUUCAUCGAUAAAAUAUCUCUACUAGAUAAACAUAUAAAUACCGUGCCAACUGUUUGGAACUGUGAUUAUGUCUCUGGGGGAAGAUUGGUUCUGUCUCCAACCGGGAAAAUAACACCCUACCAUGACGUCAAAGUUAUCAGGGAUGCAGCCAAGAAAGGGAUGGCGCGAGCUCUGGAUGCUGGAAUGAAGAAACCUUUACUAGUCGUGGAGAAUGUAGUCGAUUUCCCUGAUGGACAAUUGGUAUGCAUACUCGGAGCUCUUGAAGCGUUUUACGUUCCAUUGCAGAUACGAGAAAGACAGGAAUGUAGGAAUUUCAUCAGAAUCGGUUUGCACGCUGAGGAAAAGGAGACGGAGUCCUUUGAGAGGAUCGUUAGGAAUGCGAUAGCUUUGGAAAGAGCGAGGAUCUUCACAAGAGAUAUAGCUGGUGGUGAUCCGGAGAGGAUGGCGCCGGCGAGAAUUGUGGAAUACGUGAAGAAUUCGUUCGCUGAAGACAGUAAUAUUACAAUUAAUGUGAUUGAUGAUGAUGAAAUUAUCGCAAAGGAUUAUCCCCUCUUAGCAGCUGUCUCGAGAGCCGCUAAUCGCGUGGACCGGCACAAAGCGAGGAUCGUAGAAAUCGAAUAUAAAUCAUCUAACCCGAAUCGAGUUACAGAAACACUAAUGCUAGUCGGUAAAGGUGUGACGUACGACACCGGUGGCGCCGACAUUAAAAUAAGCGGUAAAAUGGCCGGUAUGUCCAGAGAUAAAUGCGGAGCAGCUGCUGUUGCUGGUUUCUUAAAAACGUGUUCGAUUUUAAAACCACCACAUUUAAAAGUGGUAGGUGUGAUGUGUCUUUGCAGAAAUUCCAUCGGUUCUGAUUCGUAUGUGUCAGAUGAGCUUAUCAUUUCCCGUGGGGGUAAAUCCGUGAGAGUGACAAACACGGAUGCUGAAGGUAGACUCGCAAUGGCCGAUUCAGUUUUCAAGCUGUCCGAAUUAGCUGGAAAAGAGCUGAACCCCCAUAUUUACACCAUUGCUACGUUAACAGGACACGCUAGAGCAUGUUAUGGCAAUUACAGCGCUGCAAUGGACAACCACAGCGCUAAAGCGACAAAUCAUUCGUCGAAAUUACAAUUCAGCGGUUCAAGAGUCGGUGAAGGAUUCGAAGUAUCAGUUGUUCGUUCGGAAGAUUUAGCCGUUAAUAUUGGCAAAUGUAAGGGCGAUGACCUCGUUCAAUACGAUACGGACGCCAAGUGCCGUAAUCAUCAGCUGGCUGCCGGUUUUCUUAUCAAAGUCGGCGGCUUAGAAGAUAAGAAUGUUAAAUUUACACAUUUAGACAUAGCUGGUGCAGCUGGAAUGCCUCCUGAGGAACCCACAGCUGUCCCCUUACUAUCUUUGUGUCAUUUGCAUAAAGUUCUUUUGUAAUUUCAAUGUAUUCUUAAUUCUUUGCUUUUCAUAAUAAUGGAAUAAUGUAAAUAAUAUAUUAGUUAUCUACAUACUAAACAUUUUUAAUUACUUCAAUGAUUAGAAAUUGUAUAACAUGUAUUAUUAGAACCAUUUGUAAGAACUAAUUUGACACAACGCAGAACGCUGCCUUCAUCUUAAAUGUCAAAAAGUAAUAUGCAAUAUUGAUUACAAUAAUUAUAGCAUUAAAAGUAUUCACGUAUCAAAAUAGCGUAUCAUUGUCGUCGGUUUUCAUUUCGCGAGUGAGAUACGAAGUGAGUAACAACAUCACUUCAUCGCCACUUCUACUAACAAAUUGUCACUUUAUCGUAAUCAAAUCGAAGCGUGAUUGCCGUUUUUCCGUUUUUAUAUUCUUUAAUUUAAUUAUCGACGAUUGGCACAAAAGUUAACAAUGACGUUUGAUUUUGACAUAACGGUAUAUGUUAACAUUUUAUCGGUUCGGUUCCGAUUCUUUUUUUUUUAUAGAAUAGGAAGGCGGACGAGCAUAUGGGCCACCUGAUGGUAAGUGGUCACCAAACGCCCUUAGACAUUGGCAUUGUAAGAAAUGUUAACCAUCGCUUACAUCACCAAUGCGCCACGAACCUUGGGAACUAAGAUGUUAUGUCCCUUGUGCCUGUAAUUACACUGGCUCACUCACCCUUCAAACCGGAACACAACAAUACCAAGUACUGCUGUUUUGCGGUAGAAUAUCUGAUGAGUGGGUGGUACCUACCCAGACGAGCUUGCACACCACACAAAGCUCUACCACCAGAUUCGAAUAAAUACAGAUGAUUCAAAUUUGGAUCGGAAUUGAAUCGAGAACGCAUCGUAUAAAUUUGUAGAAUUCGGCCCCUAGUUGCGCUGUUGAUUUUCCGCAAAAUGAGCGAGAAGCGUGCAUACAUAAAUUACAUUCAUAUCAUACAUACGAACUAAAUUUAUUGUAAUAAAAAUGUAUUUAAAGAUAACAAUAAACUA